Cynara cardunculus var. scolymus (artichoke) is the source of this 1908-nucleotide messenger RNA. Its product is annotated as probable LRR receptor-like serine/threonine-protein kinase At1g29720. Bases 1 to 1908 code for a protein of 635 amino acids. NCBI's taxonomy places the organism in Eukaryota, Viridiplantae, Streptophyta, Magnoliopsida, Asterales, Asteraceae. The record is from RefSeq and is a predicted model, not a curated record. Gene Ontology annotation, biological process: protein phosphorylation. Gene Ontology annotation, molecular function: ATP binding; protein kinase activity. The transcript has 12 exons.
AUGGAGAUCAACACCCAGAUGAAAGAAAGACCACCGGUUGACAAGCUGUUCAAGAGAAUUCAGGACCUAGAAGACGGCCAUGCUAGCCUAAAACAAAAGAUGUUGAACCUCAUGACCUCUGGUGACCGGCAUUGUCCGGCAUUGAUGAGAGGAACUCAUAGUGUUGGUGUUGAUGAUAGUAAUGAUGACGAUAGUAACAGUUCCUUUAAGCACGAUGGAGCUGUCUCGGGUGGUGGCAGAGUGACUCUGUAUUCAGCUGUCAAGCUAACAGAAGCUCAGUAUUUCAAUAUAUUGCAGUCAAUUGAUGAGCCAAUCCAUAUAGCCAAUGCCAACGCUCGCGUAAUCUACAGAAACCGGGCUUGGGAAAACUUCUAUGGUUAUACUGCUGCUGAAACUCUGGGAAAAGCUAUUACCGACCUUGUAAUCGAACCUAAAGAUGUCUCAAUAGCUUUGGAUGUUCUACGAGAAAUGAUGAAGGGGGAGAGCUGGAGUGGGGAGUUUCCUGUUAGGAAUAAGCGAGGGGAAAGGUUUCUCGUUUUUGGUUCCAAUAGACCCUUUCAUGAUGAAAAUGGAACAAUCAUUGGGAUUAUAUGUGUAUCGACUGCUCCACGCCCGUAUCAAGAAUCGAGUGUUGCUCCGGCCGAGAGGAUUGCUUCCAAGAAACAUGGACUUAAUACUCAACAAGGUUUUCAAACUGCAAUCGCCUCAAAGAUUUCAGAUUCAGUUAAUAUUUCCUGUUACCCUUUUGCCUGUUUUGCUGUUUUUAUUCAAGUCAAGUGUUUAGGUCCCGUUUGGUUUGCAAGAAUGGAAAGGAUUUGGAAUUCCAAUCCGUGUUUGAUUUGCAAGAUUGCUAGGAUUUCUUUGAAAUCCAUCAAACAUACGUUAUCUACAAGAGCUAAAUGGAUGGGUAAAUAUGGAAUUGCAUGGCCAUGGAAAGGAAAUGGAAGAGGAGGUCAUUUUUGUUGGCAUUGGUUAUAUGAUGAUCAAGAAGAUGAGUAUGGUCUACAAUCGAGUUCUGGUCAACCACGGGUAAAUACAAAUUAUGCUGCUGGUAAUGAUAAUAAGGCUUUAGGGACGUGGUCUUCUUCGUUUUAUAAUGCAGACCUGGACAAUUGCAGCAAAGAUUAUGAAAUCAAAUGGGAGGACUUGAUGAUUAAAGAACAGAUCGGGCGAGGUUCAAGUGGGACUGUAUAUCAUGCAGUGUGGUAUGGAUCAGAUGUUGCUCUCAAAUUAUUUUCCAAACAAGAAUACUCGCAUGAUUUGAUCCUAUCCUUUAGGCAGGAGGUAUCUCUCAUGAAAAGGCUUCGGCAUCCAAAUAUUUUGCUCUUCAUGGGUACUGUGAUUUCGUCUCAGCGUCUAUGCAUUGUUACCGAGUUCCUUCACCGUGGAAGUUUGUUCCAGUUACUUCACCAGAAUACUACAGGCAGAUUAGAUUGGAGGCGUCGUGUUCAUAUGGCCAUGGAUAUAGCACGAGGCAUGAAUUAUCUUCAUCGUUGCCACCCGUUCACCAUCCACUGUGAUUUGAAGUCUUCAAAUCUUCUUGUGGAUAAGAACUGGAGAGUGAAGGUUGGUGGCUUUGAUCUAUGCUGUAUCAAGCAUCAAACUUACCUGGCAGCAAAGAAAGGGAAAGCAGAUGAAAAGUCUGAUGUAUACAGUUACGGUGUGGUACUUCAGGAAAUGACCACAGAGAAGAUCUCUUGGGAUGGUGUAAACUCAACACAGGUUAUGGAAGCUGUAGGGUUGAUGAAUCAACGACUAGAUAUUCCAGAAGAUGUGGAUAAACGGUGGGCUUCUCUUGUUAAAAGCUGUUUGUGCAGUGAACCAGAUUCCAGACCAACAUUCCGAGAAAUACUAGAUGACCUAAAAGUCCUGCAGAAAAAGUUGCCACCAAAACAACUUCUCUCUUAG